Messenger RNA from Colletotrichum scovillei, 991 nucleotides. RefSeq lists its product as uncharacterized. The coding region runs from base 368 to 991 and encodes 207 amino acids. The record is from RefSeq and is a predicted model, not a curated record. The transcript has 2 exons. NCBI's taxonomy places the organism in Eukaryota, Fungi, Ascomycota, Sordariomycetes, Glomerellales, Glomerellaceae.
AUCUCAAUUCCCUUGGCCCAUUCAUCACGACAGCCCAGACCGCGGUAAUGGCGCCGGCGUACAGCGCUUGAUCGUUCCUCCGGUUCUUGGCUGAGCGAACACAUCACCAGGCCGUAGCAAUGAUGCAAGUGAGUGUAGAGGCGCUGUGGAAUUGAGGGGAAAUGACCGUACUUGCCGAAGAUGCACCUGAGAUGUAGCUCAUACCUGGAUAUCGAGGUUUACUACAUAUACAGAGAUGAGAACUCCCUCAUUGUCACCAAGUUCCGAUCUGUAUCACAUCAUUUCAUCUUCAUCCACCUCUUCCAGUAUCUAUCAACCCUAACUGUACAUUCAUCCCCAGUCAAUCACUAUCUCCCAUACCAUCACAAUGAAGUUCGCUAUCAUCCCCCUGGCUUUGGCUACUGCUGCCUCCGCCGCUCCCAUUGUCGAGGAGAUCAAGCACGCUGUCGGCUGGACCAAGAAGGGAGGCAAGGGCAGCUGGGGCUCUUCCGGCCCCUUUCACUUCACCUCGACUUACGACGUGAUCGCUACACCUGACCAGGUCGUCGAUAACAACAACACCUUCACUGGUGGACUGGCCGGAGCCAUCGGCUACUUCAACUAUGGCAUCAACUCCAAGGAGAAUGUCAUCUGCUACAACAUCACCCUGGUCAACUUCCAGGGCGAGUACCAGUCCCCUGCCCGCACGGCAACCCACAUCCACCAGGCAGAGAAGGGCAAGGCUGGCCCCCCUCGCAUCGCCUUCCCUAACCCGGUCGCCGUCGAGGGAUACCAAAACGUCCGCCGCAGCGUCGGCUGCUUGACCGGCCCCUUCGUCACCGGCGUCAACGCUACCGGUGUCGACACCGGCUCAGGCUUCAAGGUCAGCCAGAUUGAGGAGAACCCCGAGGGAUUCUUCACCGAUGUUCACUCAAGCCUUGCCGUACCUGGUGCUGUCCGCGGCCAGCUCGGCGACGACUACAAGAAGGACUGCCCCGAGGACAAGAACUAG